Messenger RNA from Rhinocladiella mackenziei CBS 650.93, 1827 nucleotides. RefSeq lists its product as uncharacterized. NCBI's taxonomy places the organism in Eukaryota, Fungi, Ascomycota, Eurotiomycetes, Chaetothyriales, Herpotrichiellaceae. The transcript has 2 exons. The coding region runs from base 1 to 1827 and encodes 608 amino acids. The record is from RefSeq and is a predicted model, not a curated record.
AUGAGGAAACAGCCUGCUGUGGUCAUCAUUGCUCGGCACGGCGCUCGUUUGGACCAGGCCGACAGGAAUUGGCAUACCACCGCCGAACAUCCUUAUGACCCUCCUCUAUCGUAUGGCGGCUGGAUUCAAUGUCAGGCUCUGGGCCUCCGGAUUAGCAAUGAGUUGCACCAGUUGGACAAGCAAAAUGAUGAUUCCUCUCAAGAUGGGCCGCGCAAGAAACGCAAAGUCAUUAUCCAUACCUCUCCAUAUUUAAGAUGUGUUCAGACCGCCAUUGCUAUCAGCGCAGGCAUCCAACACCCUCAGAAUCACACUCGGCUUCGCAUGAGAUCUCGUCGACGUUCGUCCCGAUCCACCAUCUCACCUUCUGAAGAAGUGCCGGAGGCAACUACCGAGUCUCCUGAGGCCGAUCAGUCCACUCUCCAGCGCGCCACCCGUAACGAGCUGCAUAAUACGAAUUGCUUGGGAUACAAUACUUGCCUUCUGAGGAUUGAUGCCGUUCUGGGAGAGUGGCUCUCUCCCAGUUAUUUCGAGCAUAGUUCUCGUCCGCCUCCCUCGGCUGACCUCGUCUCCGAAGCCAAAGCGAGCUUGCUGAAACCCCAAGAGGAGAUCGUAGGCGCCGAUCUCUCUGCGUCGGUGAAUUAUGAUAUGCCACCGGUGAAUGGGGAAGAGAAGGAAAGCGAGCCCAGCGCGACACCACCAGCCCACGAGAUGACCGGUUUGAAGGCUAUGGCCGCCGUGGGACAUUCCCUUCCGAAACGGCCACGAAACCUCUCCUUCGGUGCUGAGUUGGCCAACGGUGGUCGACUCUUGAACAAGGCUAUUCACCGACAACCUGUCGGCUACAACCCUCCCAUCCCGAUGUACGCCAUUGGUCCUUCGGACAAGAUUCCGCCAGGGUACGUGGCGCAUGCUCGUGAUUUGUCGGCGGACGUCGAUCAGGAUUGGGACAGUCAGAAGGAGCCUCUCAACUGGGGUGAUGGGGGUCCCUUCGACGAGGAAUGGGGUAGUAUGCAUCGACGAUUUCGGAAUGGGCUUCAGAAAAUGAUUGCUUAUUAUGAGACACAGGCGGCGGCAAAAGAAUCCCCAUCUCCUGAAACCGAAGCCGAUGAGGAUAUCGUUCUCAUCUUGGUUACCCACCAAGCUGGCUGCAAUGCUCUCAUCAGGCUUCUCACCGGAGCUCCUGCAUUACAUGACGUGGGACCUGCUUCAUUGACUCUGGCGGUGAGGAAACAAGAUCCGCCCAACUCUUUGACACCAAUGUCUCCAACGCGUCGAAGAGGGUCCCUGGAUUUAGCCAUUUCAGAUGAUUAUGAGAUGAAGAUCGUGGCCUCAACGGAACAUCUUCGUGCUUCCUCCAAUCCCUUGGGAUGGAAUUCGCCACGACCGGGGCAAUCCCCAGUAUUUGCAAGUCGUCGUGCCGUAGCGGCCGAAUCACCGGAAGGGUUCAGUUUAGGAGAAUCUCUCUCCGGACGAGUAUCCUCGACUUUGAUGGCGGCUCGAAGCGUGAGUCAGAGAUCAUUUGCCGCGGAUGCCGCUAAUCUCACUGAACCUCCGACCGGACUCUGGCGGCGAGGAAGUCGAUAUUCGCGAGAUGAGGCAGCAGAUUCGAGUGAUGCUGGAAUCACCUCCAGUGCCCGUAGCGGUGCGACGUCCGACAGCAUUUCAGAAGAGCUCUGGGGAGCCAGUUCCAGCGGAUCGAAAGCUGACAGCCACCUUCUUCUACCUGUUCGAAGUGCGAGCCAACGAGGACUCUGGGGUGGUGAGUCGAUCAAAAGGGAGAGAAGUCCAGGUAAGAGAAGAUGGACUGCUGUUGAAAGAUCCCCUUGA